AUGACGAGAGGUUGGUCAGAGGGCGCUUCGACCGUCACGGUCGUUGGGUCGACUACCACGGCUUCCAGCAGGGCGUCCAACCCAGCAAGACGCCAUGAAGUCGAUGGCAUGUACAAGCUGCUCCAGAGGGAACCUCACGACGGCGUCAAGUGUGUCAUCGCCGUGGUGGGAGCCUCGAGCUUCACUUCGCUCGACCACAAGCUGCAGAAUCCUUGGUGGAAGUUCUGGAAACCAAAUCCAGGUGUCUUCGUAACAACACCACGAUGGCUCCAACGCACCAUCAACCAAGUCGAAGACGAAGGACGCUGCCAGCACCUCACAAUCUUCAUCAGCAAAAAGGUCGACAGCAUCAGCUUCCACAUGAACUCCAGCAUCCACGACCUGGGCAUCUACCGCUGCUCCCACUACUCCCACCACUCCUACCCGUCCUCCUCCUCCCAUCCACAUCCCACCCAAAGCAGCCGCGGUAGCCGCGUCCUCGUCGACGGUGCCUCGACAUUCAACGGCGUCCGCCUCGACGAGUGGCAAGGCACCCGCCACCGGCGCCACGCCAUCUUCCUUGGCGACGGCGUCGGCAUCAGCGUCGAGCUGGAGGGCGCGGACGGCUUCGCGCCCUGGACCGAGCACGUCGCCUGGCUGCCCAGCGAGCAGCGCGAGCAGAUCUACGGCCACUUCAUCUGCAUGAAGCAGAGCAGCCCCAACCAUAACAACGGCACCGACGAGCCCUGCUGGAGCCGGUGGCGCAAGCACCUAGCGAUCGUGGUAGGCGUCCUCAGCGGCGCCGGCGAGAUCGCGCCGGCCUUCGAGGUCACGCCGACAGGCUGUUUCGUCGAGUACAAAUUCGGCGCCGUGGCGACGCCGUUUGCGCGGAUGCGGACCGUGGCGUCGGCGGCGGGGCAGGCGCGGUUGCUGGGCGCGAGGGUGCUGGGGACUCCGGUGUACUUCGUCUCCUGGAGGGGCCUGCUCAAGUGGAUCCAUGGCGCGUUGGCGGUGCUGUGCAAGAGGUAUUGGGCGGCGCUGGAACGGCUGUGGCAGUUUGUGGCUCGGAUGCUGUUGAGGGGGGCUGAUGAAGUUCGGGGCCAUCAUGUGCGUCCUACUUUGCAGAGGUCGAAGUCGUCAAGGGAUGGGAAGCAGGACCAUGUGCGUCCCCCUUUGCAGAGGUCGAAUUCGUCGCGGGAUGGGAAGCAUGUUUCGUGGAAAGGGAGAGGGAUCACGGUUUCUCAUUGUCACAUCGGCGAUUCUUGA
This is a messenger RNA of Anthostomella pinea, 1245 nucleotides long. The record is from the annotation of a GenBank genome assembly. Lineage: Eukaryota; Fungi; Ascomycota; Sordariomycetes; Xylariales; Xylariaceae.